Molecule: messenger RNA, 1867 nt
Organism: Morone saxatilis (striped sea-bass)
Lineage: Eukaryota; Metazoa; Chordata; Actinopteri; Moronidae
Product: CD166 antigen homolog A-like
Exons: 15
Coding region: 92-1651 (519 amino acids)
Biological process (GO): cell adhesion
Cellular component (GO): plasma membrane
Source: RefSeq, a predicted model, not a curated record
AGUCAGCGGUUUGGAGACUGUUAUCGGCCUGUAUGGGGAAACACUCGAGAUCCCGUGCAACAAUGGAGCCAUAAAAGCAGAAGACAUCGUAAUGACUAAAUGGAAAUAUGACAAAGGAGAGGGACUUUCAGGAGACCUGCUGGUCAAGCAGAAAAACCAGAAUGUCUCAAUCAGUGCCACUGAUGGAUAUAAGGGUCGUGUGAGCAUGGCUGCAAACAUCAGCCUGCUGCUUUCUGAGGCCAAGCUGACUGACCAGCGGACUUUCACCUGCAUGGUGGUGACUAGUGAAGACAUCACAGAAUAUCCUGUCAUUGUUGUGAUCUACAAGGCACCGUCAAACCUGGAAAUUUCUGACAAAGCGGAGGAAAUAGAGAUUGGCAAGCGUACAAAGCUAGGAAAAUGUGUUGCACAGGACGCCAACCCAGCUGCAGAAAUCACAUGGUUAAAGAACAAUAAACCUCUGGUGGCUGAUGGGAAAGGGAUUUUCAUUCAAGCCUCGGUGCUGGUAGACCCCGUUACUGGCCUUACGACCACUACCUCCGAACUGGAGUAUUCGGCCGAGAAAGAAGACACGGACGCCCAAUUCACCUGCAGCACUCAGCAAGGCGUGGGUGCAGAGCUGGUGUCCUCUCCAGUGAUCUUCACUAUCACCUAUUCCACAGAGAACAUUGUCCUUGAGGUCAUUUCUCAGGAGCCUCUAGUAGAAGGAGCCAACAUGACUCUGAAGUGUGUGGCAGAUGGUAACCCAGCUCCUACCAGCUUUAACUUCCACAUUCAGGGCGAAGUGGUGAAAGUGGAAGACACAGACUCUUACACCAUCACGAAUGUCUCACGUGACAACACUGGUGAAUACAAAUGCUCGCUCAUUGACAACCCAACAAUGGAAGCAUCUGAGGACAUCACAGUCAAAUACCUAGACAUCAAUUUAAACCCCUCUGGAAAUAUCGUCAAGAGUGCCGGUGAGACCUUGGAUAUAACUCUCCAGAUUGAUGCUUCUGGGGAAUCAAAGGUCUCAUGGACAAAGAAUAAUGUUAAACUGGACAAAGAGCCCAAGUUUACCAAGGUGACUUACGCGGACUCCGGUCGCUAUGAGUGUGAAGUGUCAAUUGGGCCCCUCAGCCGGAAAGCUUCUUUUGAGCUGGUUGUCGAAGGUGCUCCAGUUAUCAGGAAGAUAUCCAGUAAGCGCGGUGAAGACGGCCAACAUGAAGUCUUGAUUUGUGAGGCUGAAGGUUCUCCAAAACCAGCUGUUUCCUGGAGCAUCAAUGGCACCUCGCUUGAUGAGAGUCCCUUCGUCAACGGAAAGAUAACACACAAGAUCGUAGUCGUGCCUACUGCAAAUAUGACUGUCUCGUGUACAGUGUCCAAUGACUUUGGCGUGGACACCAGAAUUAUAAAUGUGUCAUCCCUAUUUGAGGAUGUGAGAGUGGAUAAACAAGACCAAUUAGAGGAUAGUGACCAAACCAAGUUGGUGGUUGGAGUUGUAGUCGGCCUCCUCAUCGCAACUCUUGUUAUAGCCCUGGCAUACUGGGUCUACAUGAAGAAAUCCAAGCAAGGAAGCUGGAAGACUGGUGAAAAGGAGAACGGGUCUUCUGAGGAGGAGAAAAAGCUGGAGGAGAAAGUGGAGGAGAACAGCCAAAAAGCUGAGGUGUAAAGAAACCGCAACCAUCCUUUUGGGAAUGUGAAAGUGAGAACAUGGAACUUUUGCACAUUUCUCUCCACCUCUGUCUUUGGAAAACGAAAAAUUGAGUGUACAUUGGGAUGAAGACGGUUUGGAUUUGGUUUCAGGGAGAAUUUUACUAAAUAGCAUAUCCAAACACCCCUCCCCCACCCCACCCCUCACCCCUCAUACCCUCAGCCCUCCAUUCCU